Messenger RNA from Misgurnus anguillicaudatus (oriental weatherfish), 3831 nucleotides. RefSeq names its product TEA domain family member 3 a (gene tead3a). Gene Ontology annotation, cellular component: transcription regulator complex. Lineage: Eukaryota; Metazoa; Chordata; Actinopteri; Cypriniformes; Cobitidae. Gene Ontology annotation, biological process: hippo signaling; positive regulation of transcription by RNA polymerase II; embryonic organ development. Gene Ontology annotation, molecular function: RNA polymerase II cis-regulatory region sequence-specific DNA binding; DNA-binding transcription factor activity, RNA polymerase II-specific. The record is from RefSeq and is a predicted model, not a curated record.
AAGUUUGAGUGGGGGUGGAGAGUUGACCUCCUUCUCCUCAUGACUCCUCCUCGAGCGCUCCGCUCGAGUUCUCCGUGUUUCAUACCGAAGUCAUACUUCACAUUCCAACUUUACUGUCAAAUCAGGAGAAAUAUUUCUUCAAAAACAUCGGCGUUGUUUGAAUUUGUAAACGGACUCAUGAGAUAGUCCCUUAAAUCUCGUUUUGUUGCACACACAGCAGAGCAGAGGUUUGCUUUUAAGUAGUCUCGGGUGUGUGGGCUCACGUAGGGGCCCAGGUGGAGCCGCCACCAUUGCAGCCAACGAGUGGAGCGCCAGCGAGAGCCCGGAGGAGGGGCACGAGGAUGGAGUGGAUGGGAUGGACAAGGGCGGAAUGGACGGGGAUGCGGAGGGUGUCUGGAGCCCUGACAUCGAACAGAGCUUCCAGGAGGCUCUGGCUAUUUAUCCACCCUGCGGCCGCAGAAAAAUCAUCCUAUCAGAUGAAGGGAAGAUGUAUGGUCGCAAUGAGUUGAUAGCAAGAUACAUAAAGCUGCGGACCGGAAAAUCCCGAACACGAAAGCAGGUGUCUAGCCAUCUGCAGGUUCUUGCGCGGAGAAAGUCUCGCGAGAUUCAGUCUAAGCUGAAGGCCAUGAACUUGGAUCAGGCCUCCAAAGACAAAGCCCUGCAGAACAUGGCUGCUCUGUCAUCUGCUCAGAUUGUUUCUGCAAGUGUGAUGAAGAGUCAGUUGCCUCCUCUUCCUCAGCACCCAUACCCUCCUCCACCCAGGUUUUGGCCUGGCCACAUCCCAGGACAGUCUGGACCUUCUCAGGACAUUAAACCCUUUGCACAGAGUCCAUACGCCAGCCUACAACCCCCACUACCUACACCUAUAUCAAGUUAUGAGCCCUUAACCAACACCCUCCCUCCCACCCCAACAGCGAUGCCUGUAUGGCAGGAUCGGACCAUUGCCUCUUCUAAACUCCGCAUGCUGGAGUAUUCUGCCUUCAUGGAGGUCCAGAGAGACCCUGAAACUUAUAGCAAGCACCUGUUUGUCCACAUCGCCCAGACAAACCCCUCAUACACCGACCCCCUUCUGGAGGCGGUGGACAUCCGUCAGAUCUACGAUAAGUUUCCGGAGAAGAAGGGAGGGCUGAAGGAGCUGUAUGAGAAAGGCCCUCAGAAUUCCUUCUUUCUGGUCAAAUUCUGGGCUGAUCUGAACAGUAGCAAUAUUCAGGAUGGGGCCGGCUCGUUCUAUGGGGUCAGCAGUCAGUACAGCAGUGCUGAAAACAUGACCAUCACUGUGUCCACUAAAGUCUGCUCAUUUGGGAAGCAGGUGGUGGAGAAAGUUGAGACAGAAUAUGCUCGUGUGGAGGGUGGGAGGUACGUUUACCGGAUCCAUCGCUCCCCUAUGUGCGAAUACAUGAUCAACUUCAUCCAUAAACUCAAGCACCUACCAGAGAAAUAUAUGAUGAACAGCGUUCUGGAAAACUUCACUAUACUUCAGGUUGUAACAAACAGAGACACACAAGAGACUUUGUUGUGCAUUGCAUUUGUGUUCGAGGUGUCCACAAGCGACCACGGAGCACAGUAUCAUGUUUACAGACUCGUGAAGGACUGAACGACGACGCUGUGCCAAGUGUUUAAAUGACUACAGGCAAAAAAAUGAAACAAAUUUUAGACGAAAACACAAACAAGGACAGAACCCAAACCAGGAUACUAUGCACUAGGUUGUAUUGUAUAUUUAGUAAAGUUCUUUAAAAGGAAAGAAAAUGUACUUUCAGGGAUAAUUGUUUCUUUCUUUGUAUUAAAUGUAUUGUGAGAUGAAAGUUAUUGAACGUGGGUUGGCUACAACCCUUUUUAUGGUAAAACACUAAAGGCACAAAGGUCUUUUUAAAGCGAUUGUAUGCAAAUAGCAAAUGAAUGCUGGUCAAUUCAAGUCCAUCUCCAAUCAGGAACUUUCCCAAUCUAUUUUGAUCACAAUCUUCCAUUUUGACACACCAGCACACGCUACCUCUAACCUUUAACAGAUUAGGGGGGAGGACAAUAUGACUGUCACAAAACUUAUAGGAGAGGAACGUUGAAUGUUUGUUACGAUGGUUAAGCGCAAGUUACAUGAGUGAAGCAUAUCAGGGUCAUGUUCAAUGUUACACACGUUUGAAAGCGUUGCUCUUUAUUUGGCUUGAAUUUCUGUGUUUUUUUUUAAGUGUGUGAGCUGUUUCUACCUCCUGGCGUUACAUGCAUUUGGAGCAUUUUUAUUUGUUUUGUUUUUUUAGUUUGAAAGGUCUCAAAAAUAAGUACAACUGCCAAUGCAAUGUUGGUUAUUGUGAAAAACACUGCAUAUGCAUGGUGUUACUUGAUAGCCCUCAUUUUGAGUGCCUUGUUCGCGGCCUAUCUUCAAUAUAUCUGUGAGUUACUACAGUAUUCUGUAAUCAAGUAUCAUUGUUUAAAGCAAUACAGAACAACCAUGCUAUUGGUUUAAUGGGUCACAUGGCAAAUCUCAAAAGGCAAUGUCAGAAAAAAUGGUUUAAAAUGUUGCCAAGCUGUUGCCGGGAAAGUACCCUUAAAAAAGGUACCAGGCUGUGAGGGAUGAACGUCCAGAGCGUGCGCUUUAAACCUAUGGAUCAUGGAUUGUUAAAAUUAAAAGGGACAUAUGAUCUCAUUUUGAGAUAAGAGCAGCGCAAUGUGUACAUUAAAUCUGUUUUGUUAUUAGCCUGUUGGCUAAUCGCUAAUGUCUAAUGUUGUAAGCAUGCAUACUUUUCUUUAAAGCAAGUAUUUUCUGAAUGACCACCAUCCUGGUACAAAACAAUAGGUUUAAAGCGAGGUCCCUCACAGCCUCAGUUUGAAAUCAACAUGGCGGCGGACUAUAAAUGCUGUAUUUCUAUACAUUUUGUAUUAAUAUGUACCUAGUAUGCACUGAUACAUGUGCCUAUAGGUUCCGCCCCAAUGACAACUAGGAACCAUUUUAACUAUGAUUUCUGACAGUGUGUAAUGCUUAGUUUUAAAUUUUCACCAAAUUUCAUCCUCACCAAGCAAUUACGAACACAUUAGCUUUGUUUUUUAUGUGAAACUGAGUAACAUUUAAUGCAAGACUUUGUAAACAGAUGAUUUUUAAGUGCACAAAAUGAAUUUAACCUUUAAUUCCAUUGCAAAAGUGCAAUAAGGUUUGGACUAUCCCGACUCAAGGGUUCUCAGGUUCCUUCAAUAAUAUAGAAACACACUAGGUUCAGAAUGUUAGUAGUACGCAAUACUUUGAGUUUAGGUUACUGUAUACAUGUUUAUGCUUCCAUUAAUGGCACCCAUAGCUUAUGGACCAUGGAUACCUUCGUAUGGUUGUGUUAUGGCACUGUAUCGAAUAUAAUUAGUGACAUUUAUUUACAAUCAUCUGUUUAUUCAUUUAUCACAUUUUGGUACGUUUAUAUACGUCUGUGCUAGGCUUUAUGCACAUACUGUAUUGAUUUUACAUUGAGGAUGACUGUAAAUUUCUGUAGGAUAUUUUCGUUUUGAAAUAUUGAAUGCAAAUAAAACGUUUUAAAAGGGUUCUUUUAAAGACUUAUAAAUGAUGUUUUAACCAAAGAGGUCUUUAUUCAGAUGACAUCCAAUUGAAUGUGAACAGCAUCCACCACAAAACUUUGUGUAGCCUUUUUGUGUGGUUCAGAUCAUCUGUGACGAGUCAUAAUUUUGUGUGUGUGUGUGUGUAUAUGCUUGGAUGUGUGAGAGAGAAAAAAUUGAUUUGUGAAUUGUGUAUAUUUUAAGUAUGUUAACAGGAAACGCUUUUAUUUUGGUUCUUCUCUUUCAUUGCUUUGUUCAAAUAUCAUUCAUGCUCUGGUUAUUAAUAAAUAUGGGUUGUAAAAUCUA